Molecule: messenger RNA, 1005 nt
Organism: Zymoseptoria tritici IPO323
Lineage: Eukaryota; Fungi; Ascomycota; Dothideomycetes; Mycosphaerellales; Mycosphaerellaceae
Exons: 4
Coding region: 1-1005 (334 amino acids)
Source: RefSeq, a predicted model, not a curated record
AUGGAACCGUACCGCCGUCUGAGCGCCAUUUGCCUGACACCUUCACCACCAGCCAACCCAUCCACGGAUCGAAGUCGGACUUCCGAGAUCUCUGCGUUCUCCCCCGAGUACGAUGUCCGCGCACCAGUGGAUAUUCCGACUGCAGAUCUUCAACUGGCAAAUCACCUCGAGCAACGAGUCGAGAUCCGCACCGCCAUCCAUCGAAUUCAUUCACCCCCUGCCACCGCGUUUCACACCUUGAGACGUGUAGCGAACGCUGAGAACGAUUUGCGAGAAGAAGCUGAGAGCAUGUACAUCCGUGCACUAUUCACAACAGGGUUCCUCCAUGCCCUCCCGAUUCCGCCGGUCUAUCCUCCUCCCGGCCAGUUCGCUUCGAAGCCCGCCAUCAGCAACCACGACGCCACUACAGCUAUCUUGGACAUCACCUCAGUCUUCGCCGCCACCUUUACCAUGGAAGCAAAUACCGCCGACUUGGGCUUUCCCGCCGCAGUCCCCAACACGCCUUCGUCUCGAUUGUUCACCGUUACCCCGAACCUGGUCAUCUGGCGGAGUCAUGGGCACGGCUUGUGUGCCAGCAUGAAUCCGCAGGAGCACGACAAGCUUGAAAUGCACAUCGAGGCUCUUCGACGAUGUGCUACCCAGCACGAAACCCCAGCCGUCGCAGCUCUCUCACCUGACGUACUGGCCUCGCUCCCGAUGCCUACACGAGGCAAUCCGAAUGCAUCUCCCUCGACACCCUUCUGCCAAAGCUUGUUCAUGCCCGACCUCCCAAGGACAGCUCUUGCCCAUUCCCAUUACCGCCAGUACCUCCGCGCACCAAGAAUUGCGAACACGUACCUGCGAACUGUGGAUGAUGAAGCCCUGCGUCUUCGCCUUUUCGCAUCACGGACCUUGUCUCAAGAGCUGGGAAAGAGAAGAGCACCGAAGUGGACAGUUGUGGCGCGCGAGCGGCUGAGCGACCUCAUCGCCUACUGGAAGGAAUUUUUGAACAAAUUCGAAAGAUGA